AUGUCUAGUGCGGAAUGGCAUAGAUUCAAUGGACAUCUCAAAUCUCUUAUAACAGAAGGAAUGGUGUCUAUAGAGCGUAAGGGUAUUGAAACUAAGCGAUUAAAAGAUUUUACCGGAUGGAUGGUUACAAGCAACCAGGAUGCUCCGCUCAAAAUAGAUAUAGGGGAUUCUCGUGUAGUCUGUUUUGAUGUGUCUCCACAAUGUAGAGGAAAUACAGCAUAUUUUAAGAGACUAGGAAAAGUUCUUGACCACCCUGAUGCACCAGGAGUAGUCAUGAGAUAUCUUCUUAGUUGUGAUCUCUCAGAUUUUGAACCUGAAGAAAUUCCUGCAACUAAAAUGAAAUCAGAUAUAAUGCGAGAGCAACUACCAAAUCCUAUUCGAUUUAUAAUUGAUCAUAUUUCCUCAUGGAGUGAGGAUCAAGUAGCCAAGCCAAGUUGUACAUCAUUAUAUCAGAACUAUGUUGAAUGGUGCGGAGGGAAUGGUGAAAAGCCAUUUUCUAACAACAUUCUUGGUAAAAAAUUCUCACAGAUUAAUAUCGAACGUAAGAGGGGAAGUGGUAGAAAAAGGGAAUGGCAAUAUAUUCUCGAUCGCUCCAAGAUCGUAGCCAAGCUCCGUGAAUCUGGCCUAGGCGAUAUGGAAGAAUUUUCCGAUAUACCUCAACCUGACUUACCUACAAACGAGACUACAGACAUACCCAUAUUCAAUGUGCCAGAAACGGUCCUAGAGGGACCAGUUAUUCCUCCAAAAAUAACCCCACCUCAGACAAAAAUGAGUACCCCUCCACCUAGUACUAAAAAAGAUAAGAAAGCGAAUAAACAGGAUGAUUCGACUCAGGCACUUUUCGACUAUGGGGCAGAAGAUACACGUGCUCUGGUCGCCUCAACAUCUGGUACACCCGAGACUUCUAAAAGACCUGAACCAGUAAUCGAUGAACCAGAGAAUAGUAAGCCACCCAAGCCUAUUAAAUCUAGUAACGAAGUAUCAUCUGCCAUUCUUCUGAACAGGGUCCAACGAGAACAAUGCCUCAGGAAAUGGGCUAUCGAUCAUGGUGAAGACCCGGACGUAUUCGUGACCAUCACAGAAAAAGAUAUCAGACUAUCCCAUGAAUAUCGAGACAGGAUGAUGUCGGACGCAGAUGCCGUCGAUUUUGCGGAAGAAGACGGUAUGAAUGUAAACGAUAUAUUUUAUAUGUCUAGGAGAGAAAGGCUAAUAAGUGAAGAAAUAUAUCUCCGCAACUUCGAGAAUGCAGGUAGGCCCCGGACAUAUGUUUAUGACGAUAAGGAGUGGCAAAAGGGUAUUAGCAUACUUCAAGAGAACGGUCAGCAAUUUUCAAAUGUGUGCAAAACAUAU
Molecule: messenger RNA, 1350 nt
Organism: Rhizophagus irregularis DAOM 181602=DAOM 197198
Lineage: Eukaryota; Fungi; Glomeromycota; Glomeromycetes; Glomerales; Glomeraceae
Source: RefSeq, a predicted model, not a curated record